AGCCCCGAAUGAUGCGUAUAGGCUACCAUGGACGGCAAGCAGUCGCCUUCACUCGAUAACAUGUAGAUGUGUGGGUGAUGCUCUGAUGCCUCUGACCCUUUUUCUACUCUGUCGCUUGCACUGAUGCAGCUGUCAUAGACACAGAGACACAGACACAUAGACACCACCACAACCGCGUACUCACCCCACAGCCGCCACUACAACAUGUCGUUCAAGCCAGCUUUUGUCGCUGUAGACAUGCAGGAAGACUUCUGUCCUCCGAAUGGAGCGCUCGCCGUCGCUGGCGGGCGUGACAUCGUGCCUGCCAUCAACGAGCUGCUAGACCUCCCCUUCGCCCUGCGCGUCGCAACCCAGGACUGGCACCCGAUCGGCCACAUUUCAUUCGCCUCUAGCCACGGCGCGCCCAACAACAAGCCGUUUGUGUCCAAGGCUACCAUCAAGAACCCGCUGAACCCAGCCGAGACACAGGAGACACAGCUCUGGCCCGUCCACUGCGUGCAGGGCAGCAAAGGCGCAGAACUGUUGCCCGAGCUGAACGCCGCCAAGUUUGACAAGGUCGUGAGGAAAGGCAUCGACAAGCGCGUGGAGAUGUACUCGGCGUUUGCAGACCCGUUUCCCAGCCCGUGCUCGCAGAGCGACCUGGCAGACACGCUGAAGAAGGCUGGAGUUACGGACGUGUUUGUCGCGGGUCUGGCGGCCGAUUACUGUGUCCGAUUCACGGCGCUCGACGCGCAGAAGAACGGCUUCAAGACGUGGGUCGUCGGCGAGGCUACCAAGGCCGUCGACCCGAAUUCGCUCGAUGAGGUCUACAGAGGCUACCAGGAGGCGGGCGUCACGGUCAUCAAGGAGCAUUGGAGAGACGACGAGCAGAUACAGAGGGUAAGGCAGCUUGCAUAGCCCAUACAUCGAUACAUCUGAGACAGCCACGUGUAGUUCCAUGGAUUCCACUAUCAGUCAUGUUGG
Didymella exigua CBS 183.55 is the source of this 963-nucleotide messenger RNA. RefSeq names its product Isochorismatase hydrolase. Lineage: Eukaryota; Fungi; Ascomycota; Dothideomycetes; Pleosporales; Didymellaceae. The transcript is spliced from 2 exons. The record is from RefSeq and is a predicted model, not a curated record. Bases 205 to 897 code for a protein of 230 amino acids.